Messenger RNA from Ipomoea nil (Japanese morning glory), 1585 nucleotides. Its product is annotated as pollen-specific protein SF21-like. The transcript is spliced from 11 exons. NCBI's taxonomy places the organism in Eukaryota, Viridiplantae, Streptophyta, Magnoliopsida, Solanales, Convolvulaceae. Bases 215 to 1258 code for a protein of 347 amino acids. The record is from RefSeq and is a predicted model, not a curated record.
GAAUAUUGCGCAAUAUACGAUACAGUAUAUAUAGAUACAUACAAAAAAUGUAUUUCCGUAUAUUUAGAGAGAGAAACUUGGGGAGAAGAUGGAGAUAGGGAGAUUCGUAUAUAUAUGAGUAUGGCUCCCAAAUCCAACGCAUUUCAAGAGAGAGAGAGAGAGAAAGAGAGAGAGAGAGAGAGAGAGAGACAUAGCGCGAUAGAGUGCGGCGGCAAUGGGAGACUCAAGCGACUCUGUGUCGGUCGACAUUGAUACCAUCUCCCUCGCCGGAAAGGAGCAUAUUGUAAAAACUGGCCAUGGUUCCAUCUCCGUUACUGUUUUUGGAGACCAGGACAAGCCCGCUCUUAUUACCUACCCUGAUCUGGCUUUGAAUUAUAUGUCGUGUUUCCAAGGAUUGUUCUUUUGUCCCGAAGCAUUUUCUUUGCUACUUCAUAAUUUCUCUAUAUACCAUAUAAGUCCUCCUGGGCAUGAGUUGGGAGCUACUACAAUUAGUCCUGAUGAGGCAGUAUUAUCCGUAGAUGAUUUAGCAGACCAGAUUACUGAGGUUCUUGAUUACUUCGGACUUGGUGCAGUGGUGUGUAUGGGAGUUACAGCUGGAGCUUAUGUUCUUACUCUGUUUGCGAUAAAAUACACGAAACGUGUUAUGGGUCUGAUUCUUGUUUCCCCUCUGUGCAAAGCGCCCUCAUGGACGGAAUGGCUAUGUAAUAAGGUUAUGUCAAAUCUGCUUUACUUUUGCGGCAUGUGUAGUUUGGUUAAGGAGUUGUUGCUCAUGCGCUACUUUAGCAAGGAAGUUCGUGGUAGCGUAGAAGUACCUGAAUCCGAUGUAGUUCAAACAUGCCGAAGAUUGCUGGGUGAGAGACAGAGCCCAAAUGUCUGGCGGUUUCUUGAAGCUAUCAAUGAGAGACCGGACAUUACAGAAGGCUUACGGAGGCUGCAUUGUCGUUCAUUAUUAUUCGUGGGCGAAAACUCUCCAUUCCAUUUCGAGGCUCUCCACAUGACUUCGAAGCUCGACAGAAGGUUUAGCGCUUUAGUUGAGGUUCAAGGGUGCGGGUCAAUGGUAACAGAAGAGCAACCCGAUGCAAUGUUGAUACCGUUGGAGUACUUCCUCAUGGGGUUCGGGUUUUACAGGCCAUCGCAGUUUAGCGUAAGCCCAAGAAGUCCGUUAAGUCCAACUAGCAUCUCCCCCGAGCUUUUCUCACCGGAGAGCAUGGGGUUGAAGUUGAAACCGAUUAAAACGAGGAUUUCUAUAGAGGUAUGAGACAAGCAGAAGAAGAUGAAAGCAGGGUAAAGGGGGGUGGGUGAUUUUGUGUAAGAUAUGUAACAAAAUCCCAGAUUUGAAGAUUUAAGGUCAGGGUAGAAAAAAGUUACACGUGGAUUGUAGAUAAGAGAAAUAGAAGGUGAGAGAAAUGAUAGAGAGAAUAAUAUAUAUAUUUUUUUCCCACUUUUUUUUUUUCAACGUUUGUAAUCGAAAUAAUUAGUCAUAAUCUUGUACAUCCCAGAAUAAUUUAUUGUUUUGAUGAUGAUGAUGAAAGGAAUACCAUAAUGAUAAUAAGAAGGCAGGGCAGGUCCCAACUUGUUCUUUGCA